UACGACGAAGAAAAAGAAGAGUCAAGAAUCUCUUUCUCUCUUUCACGCGUUUCGUCGUUCCGAUCGAAAGGUUUUUUUUUUUUUUAGCAGAAAAAUUUUCAAUAAAUUUCGUUGGAGCUUUCUUCUUCUUCAACGGUUCGAGAUUUGGUGUUUUUUUUUUACUUUAAAUUUGGUUCAUCGUAUUAAAUCUAUCAUGAUGAAUUCAAUCUUCGGAAAGCGUAAAACUCCCGCAGAGCUACUGCGGGAGAACAAGCGGAUGCUGGAUAAGUCGAUCAGAGAGAUAGAGAGGGAGAGGCAAGGCCUUCAAACUCAAGAAAAGAAACUCAUCGCCGAGAUUAAAAAGACCGCUAAGCAAGGCCAGAUGGGAGCUGUUAAAGUGAUGGCAAAGGAUCUUAUCAGAACGCGGCACCAGAUUGAGAAGUUCUACAAGCUUAAAUCCCAACUCCAAGGUGUAUCUCUCAGGAUCCAGACUCUGAAAUCAACACAAGCGAUGGGUGAGGCGAUGAAAGGUGUGACUAAAGCUAUGGGGCAGAUGAACAGGCAGAUGAACCUCCCUUCUCUGCAGAAAAUCAUGCAAGAAUUUGAGAGGCAGAACGAGAAAAUGGAGAUGGUCUCUGAGGUCAUGGGAGAUGCUAUUGAUGAUGCUUUGGAAGGAGAUGAGGAAGAAGAAGAGACUGAAGAUCUUGUUAGUCAAGUCCUUGACGAAAUCGGAAUCGACAUCAACCAAGAGCUGGUGAAUGCUCCAUCUGGUGCGGUCGCAGUACCAGCAACAAAGAACAAAGUGGUACAAGCUGAGGCAACCGGAGCUGAGGAUGGCGGAGGAAUAGAUAGUGACCUUCAGGCGAGGUUGGACAACCUUCGAAAAAUGUGAAGCCUUUUUGGGUUUUUUUUGUAUCAUAUUUACUGAGGGGUUGAUUACUUUUCAACUUCAAAGGCAAAUGUUGCCAACAAUAUGUUUACGUUUUGGGGGUGGGUUUGUAAUAAUUUCAUAAUUUGUGAUCACUGAGAAUUUAUCCCUACUGAUUAUUUGUUCAAACACUUUGUAUAUACAA
Camelina sativa (false flax) is the source of this 1052-nucleotide messenger RNA. RefSeq names its product vacuolar protein sorting-associated protein 2 homolog 1. The record is from RefSeq and is a predicted model, not a curated record. Lineage: Eukaryota; Viridiplantae; Streptophyta; Magnoliopsida; Brassicales; Brassicaceae. Gene Ontology annotation, biological process: vacuolar transport.